UUUCCGACUUUUGGACGAGAGGGUGUCCCGGAAAUUAUCUUUUAUAACGUUAUAUCAGUGUUUUAAAAAUGUUACCCUUACUAUACACCUCGUGGUUACGUUAGAAUUAAAUUAGUGGUAUCAAGUGAAAUUAGAGCAUUUUUUUUGGAUUAUGAUGGAAGUUUUAUAAAUCAGAAAAUUAUCCGCUAAAAUUGAUACCACCAACAUGAAACCUACCUUGGUAGUCGACGAGAUGUUUCCUGAAGGGGCUGGGCCUUAUAUGGAAUUCGAUGAGGCAGGUGGCUCAGCUUCUUUACUCAAUGAUCUGACAGCCAACGAGAAAGCAGUUCAUGGAGACUUUUUUAACGAUUUCGAUGAUCUUUAUGACGACGAUGAUCUUCAAUAAAGAACAGAAUUAGUUGUCUUGUUAUUUAUUGUGUUCGUAUUAAGAUUUUUAGGUUUUUGUUGUUAAAUAUAUGGACACUUUAAACCUAUAAAAGAAAACAAUCUGCUUGCUCAUUAAUAAACUUUUAUUUUGUA
This is a messenger RNA of Anthonomus grandis grandis, 519 nucleotides long. RefSeq names its product COP9 signalosome complex subunit 9 (gene Myeov2). Lineage: Eukaryota; Metazoa; Arthropoda; Insecta; Coleoptera; Curculionidae. Gene Ontology annotation, biological process: negative regulation of protein neddylation. Bases 206 to 385 code for a protein of 59 amino acids. The record is from RefSeq and is a predicted model, not a curated record. The transcript is spliced from 4 exons.